AUGGCCAAGGAGGGGAAGAAAAAGAGAGCGGCAAACAUCGCCCUGACAAAGGAAGCUUCAGAUCAAGUGCAUCGAGAUAUCGAGGCUUUCCCAGCUUGGUCCUGCAAGAACCUGAUUGCGCAUAGACCUGAGCUUUACGGUGGAAAAUACAAGAAGGCAACCCAAAAUCGACACAGCUACUUGCUUCUACAAAAGAAGAAAAAUCCUGGUCUCUAUUACACGAACUUGUCAAAGAUUGGUGCUACUGGAGCGGCUAAUACCAGACAAAACGAAGAGGAAUUUCUUGGGUCCGUGGCUGGUGACGACGACACAUCAUCCGAGGAAAGAGAGCUCCUUGCACCAAACGACCAAUCCUUUCGUAAUCGUCCAGGUACAAGAAGCGGCGCUCCCCUAAAAUCUCCUCCUCCAAAAGAGAUCUUACAAUCUCCUCCACCAAAAGAAAUCAACAUCCCUGCUGGAACUCCACGGGCAAGAAGAAAGGCAGAUCUUACGUGA
Molecule: messenger RNA, 495 nt
Organism: Seminavis robusta
Lineage: Eukaryota; Bacillariophyta; Bacillariophyceae; Naviculales; Naviculaceae
Source: the annotation of a GenBank genome assembly